AUGAAUCAGUCGCGCGCCAUUGUGGUGGCAACCGUCCGGUUGUCCGCUCAUGCACUGCAACGAAUUGAAAUAUACAUGUUGCCCCAAAACGAUGCAUGCCUCCUCCUGAAAUCCCGUGCUUGGCAUCAUUGGUUAUCUGGGCUUUUUAUGGACUGCACAUGUACAUCCGUUACAUGGCAGGAGGAGGUCCCCUCUUACCUCCUACGAGUUACAAUGAAUGAGACGAAAUUCCCUCAGGACUAUCAUGCGUUAGAAUUUUUUGAGGCGGAAUGGCAUAUUAACCGAUUGCUUAACGAAGAAGCAGGAGAUUGCUAUUCCACCGUCACCUUGAUAAACCAACCCAACAAUAGUUCUAGUAAGAUACCUUUGAGAAUGCAAACAUCCUGUCACCAGAGAAAUAUGGCUGUAUAA
Dicrocoelium dendriticum is the source of this 411-nucleotide messenger RNA. The record is from the annotation of a GenBank genome assembly. Lineage: Eukaryota; Metazoa; Platyhelminthes; Trematoda; Plagiorchiida; Dicrocoeliidae.